Messenger RNA from Rhinichthys klamathensis goyatoka, 1316 nucleotides. RefSeq names its product N-acetyltransferase 9 (GCN5-related, putative) (gene nat9). Bases 49 to 702 code for a protein of 217 amino acids. The transcript has 7 exons. Lineage: Eukaryota; Metazoa; Chordata; Actinopteri; Cypriniformes; Leuciscidae. The record is from RefSeq and is a predicted model, not a curated record. Gene Ontology annotation, molecular function: N-acetyltransferase activity. Gene Ontology annotation, biological process: protein acetylation.
UAUGGUUUCAUCUCAUGCUGAUGACGUAGUUCAUAUGCGCCGCUGUUUAUGCUGCUUAUAAUGAGGAUAAAUGAAGAUACAUUACUGGAGGGGGGAAAUGUUGUAUUGGUACCUUACAAUACAGAUCAUGUUCCCAGGUAUCAUCAGUGGAUGUGCUCUCCUGAACUGCAGAAGCUGACUGCAUCUGAGCCUCUGACACUGGAGCAGGAGUAUGACAUGCAGAGAGACUGGAGAGAAGAUGAUGACAAGUGCACCUUCAUCAUUUUGGAUAAGCAGAAAUGGGCAGAUCCGAGUAUACCGGAGCAAGAGUGCAUGGUGGGAGAUGUCAACAUUUUCCUCACUGACCCCAGCGAUCCUUCCCUGGCUGAACUGGAGAUUAUGAUUGCAGUGCCCUGCUACAGAGGAAAGGGACUUGGGAAAGAAGUAACACGUAUGAUGAUGUGCUAUGGUAUCCAUAAACUUGGAAUUCGAAAGUUUGAAGUCAAGAUUGGUUUGGAUAACAAAAUAAGCAUCGCCAUGUUCAAGAAAUUCCACUUCCGAGAGCUCUCCGUCAGUGAAGUCUUUCAGGAGGUCACUCUUGGGGUCACUGUGAACGAGGCUUUACAGAAGCAUGUGUUUGGAAACAUGGACUUCAUGCUGCAGAGGGAGUAUGGGAAGGCCCGCGACAGUAGACAGGCAACAUUCACACCAUUAUCUCUGUGAAUAAUAUACAGCCUUGAAAUAGAAAUAUGGUUAAAGAUUUGUAGAAGGCUCUAUGUAAAGAAAAAAAGCCCUACGGUGCAUCUCAAUAUGAAAUAUUAAUCAUUCAUUGUGUCAAAGAAAGCUGAAGUACCUCUAGUAGGUGACAUCUUUUAAUGUUUAUCGCAUUCUUAUACUGUGGCAAAAUAUUUCUGAAUUUUUUUAAAUUCAGAAUUAAAUGUGAUGACUCAAGUCAUUGAUGACACAUUCAAUACUGUAUCAUUGUAAUUGUUAUUAUUGUAUUGUGAUUUUAACCUCUUCAGGCAUGGAAAUCAAAAAAAGCAUACUGUAAACUCAAAUCUAAACCUUUUAAUCUGCAUAUUAUUUGCAUACCGCAUGUUGUUUUAAAAAUAAUUGAUGUCGAAAAAAAAGAUAACUUAUAUUUGUUAUAUUUUUGUUGCUUAUAAUAUUAUUGUAGUUCUUUGUGAUUAUAUACUUAUGAAACAGUUUGUAUCUUACGUCAGUUAUUUGUUUUGUAGUCAAUUUAUGACAUUUAUCAUCCUUGCAACAAAAGUAGUCUUGAAAACAAGUUUGUGGUCCAUUAAUGCUUCUAAUAAAUAAUGAUACUGGUUGUAUGA